Molecule: messenger RNA, 3203 nt
Organism: Hydra vulgaris (swiftwater hydra)
Lineage: Eukaryota; Metazoa; Cnidaria; Hydrozoa; Anthoathecata; Hydridae
Product: IQ motif and SEC7 domain-containing protein 1
Biological process (GO): actin cytoskeleton organization; regulation of ARF protein signal transduction
Molecular function (GO): guanyl-nucleotide exchange factor activity
Source: RefSeq, a predicted model, not a curated record
UAAAGUAUCAUGUUUGUGUUUACGUAACAUGAUUAGCUUAAUUUAGUUUUUACUAUUAAAAUUUAAUUUUAGUAAAAUUCGAUAUGAUCACAUUUAGAUUUAAAUUGAAAAAGUAAAAUUAAGCUGUAAAUUCAAACAACGCUUUGGAUUCAAAAAUAAUAAUAAAUCUUGAAAAAAGUAUUAAAAUAAACUUUUUUUUUUAAUUUAUUUUUAUUAUAAAGACUUUUCAAAUGGCAGACUUAUCAAUAUCAGAUGCACUCAAGUUAAUAUACCAAUUGCAAAAUUAUGUUGUCCAUAAAACAGAGAAAAUUGAAUUUUUAAUAAAAGAGUUAGAUUUACUUCGUAGUGAGUGUGAAGCAUUAAGAAAAGAAGUUCAAAUUUUAAAGAAAGGUUCCUUAUGCAAGUGUAUGGUCAAUACUGUAUCAGAAGUCUCCGAUAUCUCUAAUACUAAUAUCAGGAUAGCUUCUCAUGGAGAAAGUACUUUAUAUGAUAUAGUAAAUAUAUCAAGAGAUACAGGUGGACCUGCUUUAAAUAAUGAAAAUGUUACUUUCUCUUCCCCCAAACUAGCACGCUCAUCGAGACUUCGAAAUCUUCCUCGUGAUAGUUCAAGUAUUUAUCAGCUUUCUUCAGAUCUUCGCGAAAAGGCUAUUGAAUGUUUAGAGAAUAAAUAUGGUGGUAAAGAGAAAGCUAAUAGAGCAGCUAAAGUUAUUCAACACCACUAUCGUCGCUGGAUUAUGCAUAGAAGUUUUCAGAGAAUGCGGGCAUUUUCAGACAGAAAAAACUCUUUAACAAAAGCUCCUGGGAAUUAUUUUAAAAAGCUACAGCAAACUUCAUUAGUUUUUUAUGGUCCGGAAAAUCCUGUAAUGAUUGUUGAUGAUAACGAAUGUCAGUUAGAUAAUAAACUAAGCAUUUCAUCAUCUGAUUCAGAGGAACCUUCAAGUGAUGCUAUUGAUGGGUCAAACAGUGACUUAUCCAAUAAUACUACAAAUGAAGCUGUAAUAAAUAACUUUGAGCAAUUUCAUAUUGAUGGAACAAUUCCUGAAGAACUGGAAAGUUCCUUAGAAAAUAAGGACUUAGAUGAGUCUCAAUUGGAGAAAACUAGUAUUAGCAGACUGAUGAGCGAUGUAAGUGAUCCCUACGCAGAAGUGGAGUAUGAAGAUACUUGCAAUGACUAUGAUAUCAUUGAAGAUUCGACCAUUUCAGAGAUAGAUGAUAAACAUGUAAAGUUACAAGAUGGUUCAAGCUUUGUGGUAGAUAAAAUUUAUGAUUGUGAUUAUACGGAUGGCUUUUCUAUGAAUGAUAGUUUAAUUUUACCAGAAAAAUUUCAGCCAACAGUUGAUAAGUCAACACAUAAGCGUCAGUUUCGAAUCGGAGUUAACUUAUUUAAUUGGAAACCAGAAGUAGGCAUCCAAUAUCUAAUCGACAAUGGCCAUAUGGAAGGUGACGAGAAAAGUAUCGCUGAGUUUUUUAGAAAAGAAACAAUGAUCUCAAAGCAAAAAAUUUCAGAAUACUUUGGCAACUUGCGUAAUGAUUUUAAUAUGAGGGUGCUUUAUGAAUUUGCAAAAUCGUUUGAUUAUGUGGGCAAAGCAGUUGAUGAAGCACUUCGUCAAUUUCAGUCUUAUUUCAAACUAACUGGUGAAGCUCAAACUGUUGAAAAAUUUUUACAGGUUUUUUCAGAACGCUAUGUGGAAUGUAACCCUGGGUAUAUUUCUGAUAAUGCUGAUACAAUUUUGCUGCUUUCAUUUGCUCUUGCUAUGCUUAAUACUGAUCUCCACAAUCAGAAUGUCAAGCAAAGAAUGACCAUAGAUGAUUUUUUGAAAAAUUUACGUGGAACAGAUAAAGGAAAUGAUUUGAAUCAUGAAAUGUUAAAAGAAAUGUACCUUAGAAUUCAAAAGAAUGAGUUUGCAACUGGCGCUGAUCAUACAACACAGUUGCGACAAAUUGAGAACAGUUUUAUUGGCAAAGUUCCAAAUAUUGCUGCAUGUCAUCGACAGUUUAUAAAACUUUUUCAAGUCGAACAAGUCUAUGAUCCUAACCGAAAAGAUAAGCCUCACAAUCGACUAGCAUUUUUGUUCAAUGAUUUGUUGCUACUUGCAAAACCACGUGGAAAAACUGGUGUUCAUGGAUCUGGCCAUGUUUUUAGUUGUAAAGCAUCUUUUUCAUUACUUGAAAAAUGUGUUGCUGUAUUCUCCAAUGAAAAUUAUAAAUUUGGAAUUUUAUUAUCUGGAAAAUUCGACAAAAAAGUGGUGGCAGCUUUCAACACUAAAGAUGAGAAAACAAGAUGUUCAUUUGUUGAGGAGCUUGAUGAAUAUAUAAGAGAGACAACUGGUAUUGAAAAUAUACGAAUCGCUCUUAGUAAAUCGAAACAGUUGUCUUGGCACAACAUGCGAAAAGAAGAUCGCACAAAAUCUCUGAUGCUUGACCAGAGUGUACAAAUAAAAAAAAGCAUAGAGACAAACAGCUUGAAUGAUUUGCAUUUAAUUGGAAAAUCAACUAUUAAAUCUGGUGUGUUUUCUUCUAUGAGUGACAUUAAUGCUUCUAGUGGUAAGAAUGACAUACACAAAGGAAAUAUAGUAAGAGCCAAUAGUGCAACCUCAAUUGUUACAAGUUCUAGCUAUAAAACUGAAAGCGAUACCCAUCAUUCUCGACAAUCAAUCUUCGGAAAUUGGCCUCAUAAGUUUCGUAAAUCCGCUGGUCCGACUUCUAAUACCAUUCAAGAUAAAAAUUUAAAAACGUUGGUAUUGCGUCAUCCUGGAUCUCCUAAAUUACGCGAAUAUAAAUUACCCGAAAAUUUAGAUGAAGGAGGCUCAAAAUGGUUCCUUCAUUAAACCUUCAACCUAAACUAAUAUACUAUAUUAUUAUUUGGUUGAAGAAAAAAAACGAGUUCAUUUUUUGUUUGGUUGAUAAAAGUUUUUUGUUAUCAUGACGAAAUAUUAUUUUUAAACUAUAAUGAAUAUAUUUUUUUUAUUAAUUAUUAUUUUUACUAGUCCUGCUCUAUUUGAUUUGAGUUUUUCAUUUAUAAACACCCCUUGUCAUUUCUACUGAAGCUUUGACGAGUAAGAGAUUUCUUUACUUUUUUAUGUUAUAGGUUAACAUCGCCAUUAAAGUAUGGUCUACAAUUUUUUAUAUACGUUUAAAAUUUGUUUUUAAAAUUGUAAAAAUGUAUUUGUUGAGGUAAAACCGUUUUUUAAAGAAUUUUUUUA